AUGACGACUCGACCGCCGUGUGCCGCAGAGGCGGAGGCGCUGGCGCGUGCGGCGCGGCGCGCGACGCGCGGCGGUGGGGCGCGGCGCGGCGCGGCGCUGUGGGCAGCGCGGCUGGAGGCGGAGGCGCGCGCGCCGGCGCCGCGCGUGGCCGCCGCGCUGUACGCCGCGCUGGACGCCGCGCCCGCGCACAAGUGGCUGUACGUGCGCGGCGCGGCGUGGUGCGGCGGCGACGCGGCGGCGCUGGCCGACGCGCUGCUGGAGCGCUCGCUGCGCCUGCACGCGCUGCCCGACGAACUCGCGCCCGCGCCCGCGCCCGCGCCGCGUGACGUACCU
Messenger RNA from Brenthis ino (lesser marbled fritillary), 333 nucleotides. The record is from the annotation of a GenBank genome assembly. Lineage: Eukaryota; Metazoa; Arthropoda; Insecta; Lepidoptera; Nymphalidae.